UCCCAUUUUCAUCACCAGAUUCAGAUUUUUGAUUUCGUGAACAAAGUCUCUAUCUCUUGUGUGAGAUUCAUUCAUGGGGUUUGAAAUGAAAACAGAGAAAGACGUUUUGAGUAAAGACCAAUGUAAAGUUAAAAGCCCUAAUCCAAACUCUGUUAAUUCACCUCAUAUCAAGAAGAAGAAGAAGAAGAAGAAGAAUAAGAGCAAGAAGACGAAGAAGACGUCGCCGCCACGGAAGAGGAGUGAUUCUCCGGCGGAUGAGAUCACUGCGGUGCGGCGGCUGUUUGAUACCUGCAAGGAAGUGUUCUCCGAUGGCGGUCCUGGAGUCAUUCCUUCUCUAGAUAAAAUCCAGCAGCUUCGUGACAUUCUCGACAACAUGAAACCAGAGGAUGUCGGAUUAACUCCGACCAUGCCGUAUUUCCGACCAGAUUACGGACCGGAGAGUAAGUCUUCGCCACCGAUAACGUACCUGCAUCUACACCAAUGCGAACAAUUCUCGAUUGGGAUUUUCUGUUUACCGCCUUCUGGUGUCAUUCCUCUUCAUAACCACCCAGGGAUGACGGUGUUUAGCAAGCUUCUCUUUGGUACAAUGCACAUCAAGUCGUAUGAUUGGGUUGUUGAUGCUCCAAUGUCAAUCUCAAUCGCAGUGAGAGAUUCGAAAACCCGGCUGGCAAAACUGAAGAUGGACUCGACGUUAACCGCACCAUGCAACGCCUCCAUUCUAUACCCGGAAGAUGGUGGGAACAUGCAUAGGUUCACAGCCAGAACAGCGUGCGCGGUUCUAGACGUGCUUGGCCCUCCUUACUGCAAUCCAGAAGGCAGACAUUGUACUUACUUCUUAGAGUUCCCUUUAGACAACUUCUCAUCAGAGGAAGAUAACGUUUUGAGAGGUGAAGUGGAGAAAGAAGGUCAUGCAUGGCUGCAAGAAAGAGAUGAUAAACCAGAUGAUCUUAACGUAGUUGGAGCUUUAUACACAGGCCCAAAGGUUGAGGACUGAGAGCUUUUUUUUUUAUCUAUUGCACUUACUUUUUCAGAUUUGGAAUCAGUUUUUUUCUCUUUUUUUUAUUGGACUUCUUAGUUUAAAUUCUUCUUUGUACAUAAAAAGGAAAGGGAAACGAGAAAAACAAUAUAUAUUUUCUAUUUUUAGUCUAAA
Messenger RNA from Raphanus sativus (radish), 1150 nucleotides. RefSeq names its product plant cysteine oxidase 1-like. The transcript is spliced from 5 exons. The coding region runs from base 74 to 994 and encodes 306 amino acids. NCBI's taxonomy places the organism in Eukaryota, Viridiplantae, Streptophyta, Magnoliopsida, Brassicales, Brassicaceae. Gene Ontology annotation, molecular function: oxidoreductase activity, acting on single donors with incorporation of molecular oxygen, incorporation of two atoms of oxygen. The record is from RefSeq and is a predicted model, not a curated record.